Messenger RNA from Microbotryum saponariae, 5945 nucleotides. The record is from the annotation of a GenBank genome assembly. NCBI's taxonomy places the organism in Eukaryota, Fungi, Basidiomycota, Microbotryomycetes, Microbotryales, Microbotryaceae.
AUGGAUCAACGAGCCAUGUCCGACUCCUCCGUCGCACCCCCUGCAACACCACCGCAGAACGAGGACGAGUCGACCAUGCCUCGUCGCGCGCUCACCGCGAAGGAUGCGCUGCUCGAACUUGAUAGGUCAGUGGCUCCACUUCGCACCGCACCUCCACCACAAGACGAGGUUCCUCCUCCGCACGUCGGCGAGUGACACAGCGGUCCAAGCGGCCCAGGCCCACGGCCGAACACGCUGCCCAGUUCCCACGACCAAGCAACUAACUCCUCGUUAAAUUGCCCUACUUUUGAUCCCACCACGUGCAGCGACUGGCUCUCGACGCUCAGACCCGGAUUCUGGGAUCUGGUGACGUACGCUGGACAAGAGCACUUUGUGAUUGAGGGUGAGUCCAUUCCUGUGCUACGCCCACGUGGAGUAGAACUGGCCUGAAUCCGUUUGACGAUUUUCUGUCGUCUAUAGGAGACGCACUGCUGCAGUACAUCUUUGACCAACCCUUGCUCAAACUGGGACGAGCUUCCGAUCCGUCGCAUCAACUGCUCCACGCGACCUGGCUGCUCGAGCAGACCCUUCAGGAGCUCCACCAGCGCGACUGCGCCUUCGACAUCGUCUUCUUCGAGUCGCAAGCUCAUGCUUCGCUCUACACGGGACAUCCCGACCAAGGCUUGGUCGAGGCGAGAAGGUUCGCUCGCCAGGUGCUCAAGCGGCGAGCCAGAGUACCCGAGGUCGAGGUCUUUGAGUUUGCUAGUCUGCUCGGGGACGACUGGCUGCAGUGGUAUCACCACAAGAGGGUUCGUUCCUGUCCCUUCACAGUCCCCAUUAUGCCUUUAAAUUCCAUGUUGAUGCCAUCUUUGUUUGCAGCCCAUGUUCAUGCUUUCGUAUGACGGAGGGCUCGUUCGACAACCCCUCGCCCCUCUCGAAUACGAGCGCAUCUUGAUCCAGCGCUCCUUCAUCUACACCGUCAUCCAGCAGCAGAUCCCUGUCUUUCAGCUGCAAACCGCCCUCUUCCAAGACUCUAAAAUCAUGUCCUUCCUCUACCGUUCCGGCGCCGGCGAGCACCUCAGCAUCUCCCUCCUGCGAGCCGCUGAGGACUCGUACUCGAGGCUCAUCGAGGCUACCCCUGCGCCGGCCCAAGUCGAGCCGCCUUCUUCCUCGACGACGGCAGACAUUCUUGCUUCGGCCGCAAAAGCCCUGCUCGUCCAUGACGAUCCAAUCACCAAGGCGUUGCUCUAUGUCUUUGUUGCACAUUGCUACGUGAUUCAGACAAUUCCACUCGAAGCUCGGGCUCAGCGCAUUCCGACGCCUUCCACCGACUUGGCGAGCACGAUCUCGUCCUUCUAUGGUAACCUCUUUGCCGCUCUGGCAGGCGCAGUGCAGCGCAUCCCGCUCGACGAUUCUCUGAGCUCGUUUGACGUUGAUGGUCGCUUGUUUCUCUCUCUAUUGGUCGAGGUCCUGACUUCGACCAGCGAGGUCUCGGAUCUCCUCGGUCCCAAGGUCGCUGCCGACACGGAGACGUUAUGGUCCCGCCUCGGGCAAUCCGAAGUUGACCUCGCACGACUUCGCUCCAAGUUCUCGAACGAGUCGACGGAGCUUCCUCCUCUCAAAGAGGCCAAGACGACAAAAUUGCUACCUUACUCGAACCCUUCGUUCGACAAGCACUUCACCUCAGUCCACGUCUCGGAAUCCGAUGCCAAGUCACCCGCCUCGAUCGCACACAAGCUCGACCCCGACUCGGCAUUUGACGACACGGCCUUCUGGGAAAACCCAAAGCCGGUGCUUCCGACCCAUCUCGGCGGCGCUGCACCCCCCGUCCUGGACGCCCGACAAAAGAAAAAGCGCGAUCGAAAGAACCAAAAUUUCAUGGCGGCGAUGCAAAAGUCUGCGGCGUCGCUGACUGGAGCUUUGGGUGCCCAACUCAAGCGGGAAGCGAUUCCUGCGGUCGGCAAGAGGGCCAAGGACCGAUCUCUCGCAAAGCCAUCCGCGAAUCAGGCCUCGAGAAACCCCUCGGCGUCGAAGGAAGCGCCUGCUGCCAAACCCCUGACGUCGAAGGAGAAGCUGCUAGCCGAGAACGCGGCAAAGAAGCAACUCGAGGAAGGUGUGCAGAAUGCGCUGUGGUGGAACGAGCGUCUGGAGCAGUUGAAGCCCCUCAAUACGACAGCCCAAAUUGCCCUGCUUGCGGGGUAUCUCAAAAAUCGACGUGCUUCGGACCGGUGGUUGGGGACUGAGAUGGUGCUCAAGCGAGUCGAUCUCGAACUACGCAAGUGGAUCGCCGACGAGAGGCGCAGCGAACCCAAGAUUGCCGAUGAAUACCGUGUAUUCAUCGCCAAGACAGUCACACCCUUGCUCGAACGAGCGGUCGAAGGCUCUGCUACGAUCAACGAGCGACAGGGUAAAGCCCUCACGACCACGUUGCAGGUCAUGGGACUUGGUUGCAUGGUGCCUGAAGGGAUCCAGUUCGGCGCUGCUGUCGAGAAGGCACUCGAAGCGGCCGCUCCAGCUGCCAAAGGUGGCAAGAAGGGUGCCGCAGCAGGCGCCAAGGACAAGAAGGAAGAUGCGAAGAAGAAGUCAGGCAGUAGCGGCAAGGCUGGGAAGGAGGACAAGGGUGCCAAGCUAUCGUUCUCGUUCUGCAUCAAGAAGAGUAGCGACUUUGACUUUAUGAAGAUCGAGGAGGAUCCUCUCGAGUGGCAGCUGAGGUGCAUGGGCGAGUUCAUGAGGAGGGAGCUCGAUAGCCGACCUGAUCCACGGUAAGUGCCUAAAGAGAGCCCUUUGGUCUCAUAUUCUGGCUUACCGGCGCCUUCAUCCCACGACAGUGUCAACUUCAACCCCGACGCAUGGCAACGAGAUGUGCUCGACAAGAUUGAUGCUGACGAAUCGAUCUUGAUCAUCGCACCGACGUCGAGUGGGAAGACGUUCAUCUCGUUCGCAGCAAUGGAGCGCGUCUUGCGCGAAUCAGAUGACGGAGUGUGCGUUUACGUCGCGCCUUCGAAAGCUUUGGUCAACCAAGUCGCCGCCGAGACCUUUGCCCGUUUCUCCAAGGAAGUCGCGGGAUCGUCCAUGUGGGCCAUCCACACGGGUGAUUACCGAAUCAACAACCCACAAAACUGUCAGAUCCUAGUCACUGUCCCCCACGUCUUCUCUGAGAUGCUGCUCAACCCGGCUCUGGCCCGAGUGUGGACACCUCGCAUCCGACGUGUCAUCGUCGAUGAGAUCCACGCCAUCGCUGGCGAGGAAGGUGGAAUGUGGGAGCAAGUGCUUCUGAUGAACCCGGCGCCGAUCAUCGGUCUCUCCGCGACGGUCGGAGCUCCAGAACGUUUCUCGGCUUGGCUCGAAUCGGUCGAGACGGCUUGCGGCAGGAGCUACUCGCUCGUGCAGCACCAGCAUCGAUUUAACGCGCUCCGUAAGUUCACGUUCGCGCCCAAGUUCCCGCUCAAGUCGAUCAGCCCUCUCAACGACCACAAAGUCAAGGCCGACACCUUCGUCCCGAUCCACCCGAUCGCCGCUCUCGCGCUGGGAAAUCCCAACUUGCCCGAAGACCUCGCUCUCGAGCCUCGCGACACCUUGUCCCUGUGGCAAGCGAUGACCAACGUCGCGCAACUCGAUCCGGGACUCGAGCCCAACAAGUUCUUCGCCAAGACGCCCUCGAUAGCCAUUCGUGAUGUCAUCUCUUACGAAAAGGAGCUCAAAAAAGUCCUCGUCUCGUGGCGCGAAGCCCCCGACUCAAACGACCCUGACUCGCCGUUCCAGAAGCUCAUCAUCGCGAUCGAAUCACCUUUACGAGCCGCUACCGAGGAGGCCGAGCAAGAGAUUGCUGAGCACGAAGAAGACGAGGACUUCCUUCCUAGCUUGUUCUUGCCGAUGCUGGCGGACUUGAACGCCCAAGGCUCGUUACCAGCAAUCAUCUUCUCCUUCAGUCGUGACACGGUCGAGAGGAUUGGACGCAAGAUUCUGGAAGACCUCGAGGCGGCCGAGACGAAAUGGCGUCAGAGCUCGCCGACGUACAGGUUGCGCGUCGCCAAAGCUAAGGAAGAUGAGAAGAUGGCGGCGAAGAAGGCCAAGGCUGUCGAAGCGGCGUCGAGGAACAAGAAGGACGAAGACAACGAGCGUGAGGCUGCCGACACGGAGUCGCAGAACCAGUUCGACCCCGACGCACCGAGCGAGGAGUUCUCGUUCGUCGGCAAAGGAAUCUCUCAGGUCGAGGUGAGUUGGUAAUUGCCAGAUGAGCCAACAUUCGACUUGCUUGUGCUCAUGAGACGUGCGCAUGGUGGUGUUUAACAGUUCAAACGCGAGAUCGACAGUCUUGCAUGGCUAGAUCUACCCUCGUGGAUGAUGAAUGCUCUCCGUCGCGGUGUCGGCAUCCAUCACACGGGUCUGACGCGUCGCUACCGGGUCUUGGUCGAAAACUUGUAUCGCCGCGGUGUUUUGCGCGUAGUCAUUUCGACAGAGUCACUUGCGCUCGGUAUCAAUGCUCCGGCGCGCACCGCAAUCUUUGGUGGCGACUCGGUCUUCCUCAACGCGCUCACGUUCCGACAGUGCUCCGGACGAGCUGGACGUCGUGGUUUCGACACGCUCGGAGAAGUACUCUUCGUUGGCAUCACUUUGGAUCGCAUCGAGCGCUUGUUACUAUCCAAGUUGCCCAAGCUCGCUGGCACGUUCCCGCUGACGACGACCUUGGUCCUGCGCCUCCACAACCUCCUAUGGGGCUCGGAUUACGCCCCGCUGCCGACUCAGAGCCUCGACACGCUCUUAACCAUCCCGCGCCUUUCGGUCAGCGACAAGACCGACGGCAGGUCCCACGUCCGGCACUUUACUCGCUUCGCCGACGAGUAUCUUCGACGCGCGGGCCUCAUCGACGAGACGGGCCGUCCUUUGCUCAUGUACGGCAUCGCUUCGGGUUUGUACGCGGAUGAACCGUCGAACUUUGCAUUCGUGGCCCUGCUGCGCUCGGGCGAGCUCCACCGCAUUACGGACACGUUCGAAACCGACCCCGACAACACCGCUCGUGAGCUCCUACUCGUUUUAGCCCACAUCUUUGCACCCAUCUACCGCCGUCGCAUCGAUUCCCGGGCGAUGCGCUCGGGGGCCCGCAACUCGCCAUCGCUCAUGGCUUUGCCGCCCUUACCCAAGCGCAUCGCCGCGGUGCUGCAGAACCACCACGACGCAAUCGUUACCAUCUUCUCAACCUACGCCAAGGAGUACUCGGAGCAGCACUCGAACGAGCUGGGUGCGGAUGACAAGUUGCCCGUUUCGGGUCGACAAAUCGUGCCGACGGAUCCGAGCGCCGAUGGCCUGUUCGCGUCCAAACUGCGACAGAGCAAGAUCCCCUUCGAGAGUCGCUCGGCCUUUACGGCUCUUUCGGGACACGGGGAUGUUUAUGACUCGAUCGAGGAGCUGACUGGCACCGUCCGAGCUGGCGUCAGUCUGCAAAGGAACGCGGUCCCGGCUCUGGCUUCGGCGAUGCUCGAUAGUACCGAGCACCAACUCGAUGCUUACGCGGUCGAUUUCUUCCGCCACGGAUCGCUCAACGUGCUCGUGCGCGACAAUGGUAUUUCGAGGUCGUUCGUGUGGUAUGCUUUGAAGGACUUUGAUACCGCUUUGACGACUGUCAAGACGACGAUCGAGACGCUGUUGCAGCGACCGUCGGUCGAGACCGAUGACGAUGGGGCCGACUCGGACGACGGCAACGUAGGCUUCGAAUGGAAGGGCCGCUCGAACGCAACGACCACGGCCGCUGCCGGUGAAGAAGAGGGUCAAUCUUCCGAGGCUGAGAUUACCAGACCGGCUGGCGUCAGUGAUGGUGAGUUCCUAUCCCUCUGUGCUCGGUUGGUUGAAGCCAGGUGCUCAUCUCGUCGUUUCUUUGACCCAUUUUUGCAGCUGAUUGGCGCCUGUACCGCGCUGUGACGCAUCUGCACGUCGCGUUCAACGAGAAGUUCCACUCUGUGUUUGCCUGA